UCAGAGAAGCAGAGCAAGCCCCAGCCAACCUCACCUCACCAACUCCACAAAUCCUCUGACUGAAAUCCUCUGAGUCUUCACCCAAAAGGAUCUCAGCUGAACUGCUUUAGUUCCUGUUUCCUCACAUCUUAUAUCAUCUUAUAUACCUUUCUCCGCCCAGCCAUGUCACUUCCUGGGAUUAAAGGCUUGUGUGUUUCCCAGUACUGUGAUUAAAGGUGUGUGCCACCACUGCCUGGCUCUGUUCCCAGUGUGGUCUUGAACUCAGAGAUCCAAAUGGAUCUCUGCCUCAUGAGUGCUAGGAUUAAAGGUGUGUGCCACCACUGCCUGAUCUCUAUGUCUAAUCUAGUGGCUGGUUCUGUCCUCUGAUCUCAGGCAAGUUUAUUAGGGUAUACAAUAUAUCACCACACAGCUGAAUCACCUUCCACCUACUCAUGAUAAUCAAAGCCCUAAAGAAAACAUGUGAGAUCAUGUUCUUGUCAGAUCACAAGCAGAAAUUGAUGUAAUCCUAUUUAAAUUAAAAACACUAAAAAAUAAUAGAGAAUUUUACCUAACAACAACAAAAACAUCUAUGGCCAAUGGAAAAUCAGUGAGUUGAGCAGUUUUUCCAGGUUGCUGCAUGCACAUUUGUGUCACGGGGAUUGAGAGAAGAGGAAGCUUGGGGUCUCCUGGGUUGGGGGCAGUACACUGGGAGGCCAAGGCACCUGAAAUUCAGAGAGGAGGAGAUUUCACCAAGAAAGCUGUAGAGAUCUGCAGAGGGUCUCACUCCUUGUGCUCACAGACUGUCAGUCAGCGUAUGCAGGUAAAAAGACUGCCCAAAGACAGAGCAAACAAGGGAUCACAGGGUUAGACUGUGAUCACAGGAAAGACUGGGGGAAACUUCUCAGAGGCCACACUGACCAGCUAUAGAUCCUGGUGCCCCAGCCAGACUCACUGCGGCUCUGGUCCUCCCCUAACAGAAGUCAAACACAAAACUCCAGAGAGUCAAAGGAAAAAUACUCCAGAGGAUCAAGUGAUUAAUUAAUUUCAUUUCAGAAGUAAAAAAAGAUUAAAAAUUUAUUUAUUAUUUAUUUAUUAAAAAUCCAGAAAUAGAUGUGGAAUAGGAAGAUGAUAGCAGCUGCCAGCACCCGUGGCCUUAUGGGAAGAAGCUUUUAAAAGUGGUUUCAUGGAAUUGGGAAAAAAAAUGGCAGAAUGGAGUGGUGCAUUCAGCUGAGGGAAGCAGAACUGGAGAUACCAUGGUGGGAGUGCCACCCACUAACUAGGCUGGUGCCACCACUGGGCCCACAUGCCUGGGCCCGAGGCAUGGAGCCACAGCUGCUGCUGCUCUCCUUGCAGUGGGGAGGAGAACACAGGGCCACAGUGCUGUGGUGGGCUGCAAGCACAAUGGCCAUGCCCAGGAUACCAGCAGGGCAGCCAAUGCCAAGGGCAGGGUGGUGUGCAGCAACCUGGAGCCCUGACAUGUCCUGUCCCGGGCAUGCUGCCCAACCCCAUGAUCACCCAGACUCUGAGCAACGACAAGAUAUUGGAGAGAAAGAAUGGUUCACUUUCUGGAUUAAGUCUCUUCAAAAGAUUUCCAUGGUCCAUGUUGCUGCUGAAAGCCAUGAUGAGGCCACGUUGAGGUCUGUGAUUCAUGCUGCCACCAAAAGCCACGUGGAAAUCCAUGAUCCGAGCUGCCACCAGCUACAAUGGGCAAGGAAGCUUCUUUUGCAGUAGUAUUGAUGACCACAGAUUCCUAACUAAUAAUGAGAGACAUUGGAGGCGUGGUGGUGUAAAUAGGAAUGGCCCCCAUAAACUCAUGUGUUUAAAUGUUUGACCCAUAGAAAGUGGCACUAUUAGGAGGUGGGGCCUUGCUGAAGGAAGUGUAUCACUGUGGGGGCGGGCUUUGAGGUCUCAUGUGCUCAAGCUACACCCAGUGUGGCACAUAGUCUCCUUCUGCUGCCUGUGGAUCAAAAUGUAGAACUCUCAGCUUCUUCUCCAGCACCAUGUCUGCCUGCACACCUUCAUGUCCCACCAUGAUGAUAAUGGAUUAAACCUCUGACCUAUAAGCUGCCACCUCAAUUAAAUGUUUUCCUUUAUAAGAGUUGCCAUGGUCCUGGUGACUCUUCACAGAAAUGGAAACCCUAACUAAGACACUUACACAACUGAAUUAAUGUAAUAAAAUUCAAAUGUCUGACAUCCAGUACAAAAUUACCCAGAACAGAGAAAGUUGAUACAGUCUAUAAUGAGAAUAAUCACUCAUCUGGAAUGACUGAAAAAGUAGACAGAUGAUGGGGUGAAUGUAUAGAGACAGCACAGAGAAAUUGCGUCCACACCCUGCAUGUUUAAGAAGCAGCAGGAAAGACUGAGAACAUUAGAGGUAAGUGUGAGCAGCAUCUGUGUCAGUUGGGGUUUCUAUAGCUAUGAUAAAACAUCAUAAUCGCCGGGCGGUGGUGGCGCACGCCUUUAGUCCCAGCACUCGGGAGGCAGAGCCAGGCGGAUCUCUGUGAGUUCGAGGCCAGCCUGGGCUAACAAGUGAGUCCCAGGAAAGGCACAAAGCUACACAGAGAAACCCUGUCUCGAAAAACCAAAAAAAAAAAAAUCAUAAUCAAGGCAACUUAGGAAAGAAAGUGUUUAAUUGGCUUAUGGUUUCAGAGGGCUGGAGUCCAUGAUGAUAGAGCAAAGACAAGAUUGCAGGGACAGCUGAAAGCUCACAUCUUGAUCCACACACAGGAAGCAGAGAGAGAACAUUGGUAAUGGCUUGAACCUUUUGAAACCUCAAAGCCCAACCCUAGUGACACACCUCCUCCAAUAAGGACACACCUCCUAAUCCUUCCCAAACAGUUCCACCAACUGGGGACCAAGCAUUCAAACAUAUAAGCCUAUGGAGGCCAUUCUCAUUCAAACUACCACAGCAUCCAAGACCUACAUGUUUGGAGGUGAAAACUACAGAGUGUUAGAUGGAAAAUUCACUAAGAUGAAGGAUAGAUGACAUCACAGGAGAAAAAAAAUUAUGCUAUGUUUGGUGGAUAUCCCUGAGAGGCCUGCUCUUUUCUGAAGGAAAAUGGAGGAGGAGUGGAUCUGGGGGAGAAGGAAUGAGGGGGUGACUGGGAGGAGUGGUGGGAGGGGAAACUGUAGUCGGGAUGCAUUGAAAACAGUAGAUAAGUAGGUAGGUAGAAAGAUAGAUGAUAGAUAGAUAGAUAGAUGAUAGAUAGAUAGAUAGAUAGAUAGAUAGAUAGAUAGAUAGAUAGAUAGAUAGGCUUGGUGGCCUGGUGACUAAAAAAAUGAAAAACCUUAACAAUGAGUAGAGCACCAGUAAACUGUGGAACAAUGUUAAGUGGCUUAACAUGGGUCUAAUAUGUCUUCAAAGAGAAAAAGUACUUGAGAAAAUGAUACCCAAAAAUAUGAUUGAAAUUAUAGCCUCAUGGAUCCCAAUAAAACUCAAUGGGAAAUUCACAUGAUUGUUUUGGCUAUCCUGUUUUUUUGUGUUUCCAUAUAAAGUUUAAGAUUAUGCAAUUACAUUGGAAUUUUGAUGGAGCUAUUAUUAAACUUGUAAUCUGCUUUUGGUAAGAUGGCCAUUUUCAUAGUUCUAAUCCUACCUCUCCAUAAACAUGGGAGGUAUUUUCAUCUUCUGGUGUCUUCUUCAAUUUCUUUCUUCAGUGUCUUAGAGUUUUCAUUGUAUAAGUCUUUCAUUUCUUUGGUUAUAUUUGUGUGUAACGUGCUCCAGUGGAUGGCCACACACCUAAGAGAACAUAGGCAGCAGUAAUGGGACUCAGUGGGCUUUUAAAAAAUGACACAAAGUUUGGUGAGUAGGAAAUGGGGGGAUAGGUCUGGGAGGAGAUGGAGGAGGGAUUAUUAAGAUCAAAAUACAAUGUAUGAAAUUCUCAAAGAAUUAAUAAAAACAUAAGAAAGAAAAAAUACACAUGGAGAAAAGCAUGAAAAGAUCUACCACAGGCAAACUGCUUAAAGCCUGUGAUCUUCUUAAAAUAACUGAGAGGGGGAGAGAGAGAGAGAAGGAGAGAGAUUGAUUACUUUCAGAAGACAAAAGGCAAGUGACAAGUGGUUUUUCCUCCAUAACAGAAGACCAUUAUGCAGUGUUUCUAAGGUUCUGAACAGUAUGGGGGGAAGAAACAAUGUUGAACAAGAAUCUUUUAAAAUGGAAGUGCAUGGAUAUGAGGCUGUGUGUGUACAUAUGUGUGUGUGUGAACACAUGUGGAGGACAGACAACUUCAGGCGUCACCCUUAGGAACACUAUCUGCUUCCUUUGAGACGGGGCCUCUCACUGGCCAGGAACCCACCAUUUAGGCUAGGCUGGAUGGCUAGCAAGGGAUAUUCUGUUCUCCACCUCUCCAGUACUAGGAUUAUAAGCAUGGGCCAUCACAUCCACCAUUUUUACAUGGGAUCUAUGGAUUGAACUCCUAAUUGUAAGGCAAGAGCUUUAUUAAAUAAGUAGACUUCUCUUCUCAAAGCUUUCACACUAGAGUCUUAUAUUUCUAUGGAAUAUAGUUCAAAACUGAAGCAAAUAGUAAAUUUUGAAGACAUUCAAAAGCUGAAAGACAUUGGCAUAAACAUGAUGUGUUGGUUUGAACAAGAAUAAGCCCCAUGGGAUCAUGCAUUUAAAUGCCUGGUCCUCAGUUGGUGGAACUGUUUGGGAAAGAUUAGGAGGUGUGGCCUUGAGGGAGCAGGUAUGGCCUUGUUGGAGAUGGUAUGUCACUGGGUCUAUUAGUCAGGGUUCUCUACAGGAAUACACACACACACACACACACACACACACACACACACACACACACACACACACGGAAAGGGGAUUUAUUAAAGUAGUUUACAGUCUAUGGUCCUGCCAGACCAACAACGACUGUCUACCAAUAGAAGGUCCAAGAAUCCUAUAGCUGUUCAAUCCAGGAGAAUGGGUGUCUCAGGCAGUCUUCAGUACAUGCCAGAAUCCUGAAAAUGUAGGGUUUAAUGUCAGUAAAGGAAUGGACUUGCUAGGCAGAGGAAGAGCAAGCAGGCAAACAGAAAGAAUUUUCUUCUUCCAUGUCCUUUACAUAGGCUGCCAGCAGAAGGUGUGGCCCAAAUUAAAGGUGGAUCUUCCCAUCUCAAAAGAUCCAGAUUAAAAGCAGGUCUUCCCACUUCAAGUAAUUUAACUAAGAAAACAUCCUUCACUGGUAUACCCAGACACUUGGGUUUUAGGUAACUCCAGAUGUAGUCAAAUUGACAACCAAGAAUAGCCACCACACUGGAGGUGAACUUGGAAGUUUCAAAAGUCCAUGCCAAGCCCAGGGUCUUAUUCUGUUUUCUACCUGCAUUCUUCACGCUCCCCGCCAUGAUGAUAAUGAAUUAAGCCUCUCCAGUGUAUGCCUGUCUGCUUCCCACCAUGAUGGUCAUGGACUCAUCCACUGAAACUGUAAGAAAGCCUCCAAUCAGAUGUUUUCUUCUAUAAAUUUUUGGUCAUGGUGUCUCCUCACAGUAAUAGAACAGUAACUCAGACAUAUACCUUGACGGUAACUAAGAUACAUACUUUGCUCCAAUUAUCUGAAAGCCAAAACCACAUAACUGAAAAAAAAAUAAAGCACUAUGAAUCAGGAAAAUUAGCGUUUGUAACAAGUGAAAAUGAAAAUAUAUAAAAAAUUGAGUGCUCUGAUGAAAAGCAGUCUUUAGUUAAAAAGAUUCAUAGCACUAAAAUACUUAAAUUAGAAAAGAAAAAAGGUCUCCUGUUAAUUACUCCUGCUCUUGCCUGAAGAACUAGAUAAAGAUGAAUAAGUUAAAUACAAAGAAAAGGAAAAAACAUUAAAGCUAAGAAAAUCACUGAGAUGGAGCAGGAACAAGCAAUGAUAGUAAAAGCUGAUGUUGAUUUUUCAUUGUUUUGAAAAUUUAUUUUAUGUCUAUGGGUCUUUUGCCAGCAUGUAUGUAUGUCUGUACACCAUUUGCAUUCCUAGUGCCCACAGAGGCCAGGAGAGGGUAUCAGAUCUCCUGGAACCGGAGUUAUAGACAGCUAUGAGCUGCUAUGUGGGUGCUGGGAAUCAAACCUGGGUCCUCUGGAAGAGCAGCUGGUGCUCUGAACCACUGAGCCAUCUCUCCAGCACCUGGUGUUUUUAUUUUGAGGAGACAGAUAAUAUUGACAACCCCCUAGCUGGACAGAUAAGGAAUAAAGGUAGAAGAUGCUAACUCCCAGUCUCAGGAAUAUGAAGGGUGACACCACUGUAGAGUCUACAGAUACAAACAGGAGAAUGUUAAGAGCAACCUUAAUCUCAUAAAUUAAGGCUUAGGUAAAGUGGACAGACUCGCUGAAAGACACUCAGUACUGAAGUUUAUUUGGAAACAUUAGAUCACCUGAGUAGUCACAAAUACUUUCUGUUUUGUUCUUUCUUUGUUUUGAGACAGUCCCUCUAUGCAUCCCUGGCUGGCCUGGAACUCACCGUGCAGACCCUGUUGACCUCCAGCUCACAGAGAUCCACCUGCCUCUACCUCUUGAGUCCUGGAACUAAUGGCCUGUGCCACCACACCCAGCAUAAAUUUUUAAAAUUUGAAUGCAUAGUUAAAACACUUCCACAGCCUGAACUCUAGACCUGUAUGGUUAGCUCGUGAACUCCACAAAUCAAAUAAGAAAGAAAUAAACACUGCAAAGUAUGCAUAAGCUCUCCUAGAAAACUUAAGAACACAUAGUUCUCAAUUCAGUCUGUCAGCCUAGCACUGGUCUAAUACAAAACCAAGAAGCUACAUUAUAGAUAAAGAGAGUUACAGGUUCAUAUCCCUUGUAAACACACUGAGAAACUCUUAGCAGAAUUUUCACAAAUGGGAUCAUAGUGUAUAAGUAGAAGUUAGUCCACCAUGACUAAGCAGUAGACAAAGAGAAACUAUGUUGGGAGACAAACAAGUGUGCCAGAAUAGAUGGAAGUGGGCUUCAGAGAGGUGUGAUUCGAGGCUCCAGCCUCUGGGUGACCUCAGACGGGUGGGGAGCAGGAGGAGGAAAAGGGAAGAGGAAACGGAAAAAGAGGAUGAAGAGGAGGGGAAAGGAGAGGAGGGGAGGAGAGGUCAGAACGGGGAGGGAAAAUAAGAGAGAAGGGAGAAGGAGGAGGAAAGGGAGGGGAGAGGAGAGUUUUCUCCAUUUCCUAAACACACUAUGUUCAGGGUGUUAAUCUCAUCUCGGUUCAUAGCUUAUGAUUUUCACUGAGUCUUAGGAAUCCUUACCAGAUAAUUAGCCAAGACCAGCCAGUUAGAUGGUACUGCAGCUCACUGUUGGCCCAUGCCCCUCAUCCACAAGGCAAUCAUUAUUGUGGCAAUCAUUAUUCUGCAACAGUUAAUGAGGCCAGCCAACUGCUAUUCUCUCUUGAAAUUACAGUAGGACUCAAGGGGGCAUUCGGGAGUCUUCAAACUGGGUCAGAGGAGGGAUGUCUAUCUGUCCAGCCUUUUGAACACUUGGUUCCCAUGGCCAUCCUUGCAGACAUUCUGAAGUCUCAAAGGGAAGAAAUUUCAGUCCCUGAUGGAAACUUCCAAAGGAUGCCCAGCUCUCCAGUUCCAGGAGCCAAGCCUGAAAUGUCUUAGGGGCAUUAGACUUCCUGGCUGCAUCUUUCAUCCAACCCAGAGGCCCUGUGCUGUGUUUGCUGGCAUGGGCAAGUAAUCCCCAGGGCUUCUCAGGGGCUGGAACUUCACUCUCCAAUCUCAUCUGACAAAAGAGCACCCCUGGGUCUGCCCACUGGAGCCCUGCCCUGCACACUUAGGAGAACAGUGGACCUCUCCUGUAGAGCGUCAGUGCGAGCAGAGCAGGAUGGACGGCUUCCUCUUGUGACCCACAGAACCCAGAGAGAAGAGGCAGCUGCUGUCACAGGGACGAAGGAAGCUGCUCAGACAGAGCAGGCUGGUCACUGAAGGUGACUGAAGGCAAGGGCGGGGGGUUGCGAGGGAGGCAGUGCUGGGCGAAGAUCCUUUCCUCUCUACCAGAAACUCAGAGCCUGGGAAGGAUCAGGGGACACUGGCAGGUGGGGGGUGGAGAGCGAAUGUGAGCAGGGUGCUUUCCUGGCAAGAGGGCUUGAGGUUAUUGCCCGUUCAUCACCUUUGCAAGAGGCAGGAAAGCACAGUGGUUAAGCCACUUAUGCUGUUCAAGACUCAGGGGUUAGUCCCAGUCCUGGCACUUUGUAGAAGGCAGAGCAGAACUCAGUUAACUAAGAGAAUCCUAAUGCCGAGAUAGGUCUGUCUGAUUCACUACCAUUGCCCGGGAGAGGACUAACUCCUACAUAUCUUUCCCUAAGUGGACUCAGUCUUGAACCCACGAUCUCUCCAAGCCCUUAACAGGUGCCUCAUUUUUGCUAGAUGCUGUGGAACAAUCUAAAAGAGACAUAGUACAUAGUGUCACCCCACAGCCUGGUUGGAAAGACAGUACACACAUGAAAUAAAGAAGGCUGGACCAGUCAGGUAAGGUUCAGGAGACCCCAAGGAGACUAUGCAGGGCACAAGAUCUGGGGAAACACAAAGAACCAGGGAAAGUGCCAGCAGAGGCACCGUGGGAAAGGGUGAAGAGAAAAAGAACUAAGACAGCCAGCUAUCAAAAGUCCCAAAUCUCUAGCUGUCCAGACAGGAUCCCAGUGCUGGUCAUCUUGUUAACAUCCUGACUCAGGGGUCUCCCUGGACUGCUGGAGAGUCGUACCAACUUAAGAACCACUCAGAGCCACUGAACAAGGUCCUGAGCUCCAUCAGAGAGACACAAGAAAGGGUAUGCUAAGUGACAGUGCAUCUGCUGGGGUGUGGAAGAGGCCAGUGGGAGGUGUCUGAGAUGGUUCAGGUCUGGAGUGUGGCUCAGCUGGAAAGGGGAUUCAGGCAUCUUCACAUUCCCUGCCCUACUGUGGAUGUCAAGGUGGUCAUUUGCUCUGAUUAAACCAAUUCUUGUUUCCUGAAAGUCUCCCCUCUCACGGCCCAAGGCUUUGAGCUAGGCUAGGCCACCUCUUACCUUCACACACUUUCCCUACCUGGGACAUUUUUCUCCUUUAUCCAACUCCUCACACUCCUUGAAGCUCAGAACACGUGUCUCACGUAUCUUCUUUUGCAUGUUUAGUCAUCUACGCCUGUCUGCUCCACCUCCACCAUCAUCCCGUGUCCACCAGUCCUCACCAUUGUGUAUGCAGAUCUGCCCUUCCAAGACUUAGAUAUGCAGGCAUGCCUCUGUAGCUCCUCUCCCUGCUCCUCCAUCUACCCAACAUCAUGUUAUCUAAGCUGUCAUGAUUUAUUGAUGACCUUCUGUAAAUCCGAUAUAUGUCAUGGAGUUUCCACUAUGGAAGAGAUAAUACCAUUUAAUAGAUGAAAAGCAAAGGAUCUGAGUAGCUCGGUGAGUCAGAAGGUGAUAAAGAGGCUGUCAGGUCUGCAGAAGUCUUGCUGGUACAGUGGCUAGCAUGGCUGCCUUCCCAGAGGCUACCAGAUUCAAGUGUGUUGACCCUAAGUCCACAUGCUAGGUACCCACCAGUGCUCUGGGCUCACUUCUCAAACUCCUAGAACAAAUCCCUGCCCACACAACCCUGCCCAUCUCAGCCCUUCCCUGGUGCUCAGGGCACUGGUAUGUUUCCAGGUCUCUAGCUUGAUAUCAAAGACAACCAAGCUGAAGGAAGCAUCAUAUUUAAUACCUUCAGUUUCAAUAGUGGUUCUGUGAAGCUCAGAGAUGGGUGUGGAGUCACCCAAGAUCACACAGCACAGGGGGGCAAAGCCAGGAGUAGCCACCUCACUUCUGAUUUCUGAGCGUGUUUCUCUUAUACUAACUCCUUUUAUUUGUCUCACUUUAUAUUCUACAAAAUGUCUCAACACCAUAUCCCGCAUGCAACUCGCUAUAAAUCUGUGCUGCAAAUGCUUCAUCUCCGAUUACCAGUUGUGGAGACUGAGACCAACGGAGGGAUUGGCCCAAGGUCACAUUGCUGGGUAAGUGACUACCACUGGGCCACUCAGGAGAAUCUGAUUAAAUGCUUGGUCAUGGGAAGGCAACAGAAAACCUCACAUAUCCAAGUUAGGAAACAAAGCCUGGAUGGGCCUCAGGGAAGCUGGGAGCAGCAAGACAGAACCCAGGAUCACUGCCUCAGAUGCACAGGCUGUGAGGUCCCUGUCCUGUGCUAGUCAAAUAUGUCUUGUCUUUUCCAUUUUAAGCCAUAAUAUUUAUUAGGCAAAUACAAUGUUGUCAUACCAAGAUCGUAAUAUAAUGGCUUCAGUUAAAAGCAUUUAUUUUAUUUAUUUUAUUUUUUGAGACAGGCUCUCAUGCAGCCCAGGCUAGCCUUCAAUUCACUAUGUAGCUGAGGAUGACCUUGAACUUCUGGUGCUUCUGUCUCCAUCUCCUGAUUCUGGGAUUACAGGUAUGUGCCACCAUGCCAGGUUUAUGGGUGCUAUUGCGCCUAGUGCAUGUUAGAGAAGCACUCCCCAACUGAACUACAUACCCAGCCCCAAGUAUAUUUCUAAUAUGCUAUAAAACAUUUACAUCAUCAAACACAAUUGUAGUGAUUUUGUCUUGAGUUAAUUUGCCUAAUAUUUUUAAUCUAUUGAUAGGAUCAUCUAUAACCUAGUCAAUAAAUAUAUGAGUUUCUAAAUUAAUAUAUUUUACCUGGAUUUGGCUAUAACUUAAAGCCAGUAGCAAACUUUCAUUUGUUAACCUGUCUGUUUUUAUCAGCUUUUUAAGAUCUCCACUUGUCUCCUCCACAGCUUCAGUUCUGCUGUGACCUCAGUGGCUACUGCAGAGCUUUGGCUUGGUAGUACCCCAGGCACCCAUAGCCUGCUGACCCAGACAGUCAGACAUAAUUUUAACCUUCUGCUAGCAGAAGGAUCUGCCUACCCACUGGGACAAGUGUGCAUCCCUGGUAGACUGAAUUGGCAGUGGUCAUGGUUCAACUGAGCUCCCUACUGCAAAAAUAGCCACUUAGCUCCUUGUCUUCCGUGGAUGAAGGUGGCUCCCAGGGGCGAUCCGGUGAGCAGUCAGAUCUCUCAAGUCCUUGCCUGGUGUCACAGCAGCCCUAGCUUUGAUACUCCUUCCAUCCAACUCAGCACAGGUUUGACUGCAUCACUGGAAGCAACUUGUGUGUGCUGUUGUGUGUGUGGCUCUGCUUCGGUCUUCCUUCCCUCAGGCCACAGGUAGAAGAGCAAAGUGCUCGUCUCUCUGUAACAGCCAGAUCACCAUGCAGACCCUUAGGAAGGAAAACUACAGCUCAGUAUCCGAGUUUAUCCUCCUUGGUUUCUCCAGUGAGUCACAGAUCAGAGUGGCCCUGUUCAUCUUCUUUCUUCUGCUCUACAUGAUCACCCUCCUGGGCAAUGGCCUCAUUGUCACUCUGAUCUACCUAGACUCUCGCCUCCACACUCCUAUGUACUUCUUUCUCAGUAUCCUCUCUUUGGUAGACAUGAGUUAUGUCACUACCACUGUGCCCCAGAUGCUGGUUAAUAUGGUGUGUCCAAGGAGGACCAUCUCCUGGGGUGCUUGCGUAGCCCAGAUGUUCAUCUUCCUGGUCCUGGGUAUCGCUGAGUGUGUUCUCUAUGCCAUUAUGGCCUACGACAGGUAUGUGGCCAUCUGCUUUCCCCUUCACUACUCUCUACUCAUGAGCCGCCUCGUUUGUAUCAAGAUGAUCACAAUCUGUUGGUCCAUUAGCAUCACUGGUGCUCUGGUCUACACUGUCUUCACCAUGCGUCUGCCCUACUGUGGCCCCUACAAGAUCAACCACUUCUUCUGUGAGGUCCCUGCUGUCCUGAAGUUGGCCUGUGCAGACACAUCCUUCAAUGACCAGUUGGACUUCAUCCUGGGCUUCAUCUUACUUCUGGUCCCUCUCUCUCUCAUCCUGGCUUCCUAUGCCUGCAUUUUUGCCUCCAUCUUAAGAAUCCGUUCAUCCCAGGGGAGGCUCAAGUCCUUCUCUACGUGUGCAUCCCACAUCACUGUGGUCACCAUGUUCUAUGGGCCAGCCAUGAUGAUGUACAUGAGGCCUGGCUCCUGGUAUGACCCAGAGCGGGACAAGAAGCUGGCUCUAUUCUACAAUGUUGUCUCUGCCUUCCUCAACCCCAUCAUCUACAGCCUCCGGAACAAGGAUGUAAAGGGGGCUUUUCUGAAAGUGCUAGGAGACAGAGGGACAGUCCAGUGACCCAGGACAGGAAGACUAGAUGGAGCUCCUUUGGCAUACUAAAGAAAUUGUUUCUGAACCACACGAGUUUCCAACCAGCCAGGAGAGGUUGUGGCCACUCCUAAACAGAAAGUCCCACCAUUGUUUGUUAAGUUUUCAGCUUCCUCCAAGGACUCAGUUAAGUACUGGAGGCAAAACUGGUUGUUUUUGAAAGGCUGUCCUUGGAGUUCAUGGACAUUGCUUUAUUUUUUCCUGGGCUCUCUCCUAACUUCUAGAAGUCCAUGUCAGUUCAGCAUGAGCACAGCCAAGUGUUUAACAGAACACAGGCUUUUCUACAGUAUGAAGGAACUUGGAUUUGAAAAUGACAUGAGGUAGAUUAUGAAGGCACACAGCCCUGGGCUGCUGUUUGAUGAACUCUUUGCCCCUAAUAUUUGGCACUGCUUUUGGUACUAGAUGUCACAAAGUCAAAGCUAGUGUGGUUUUAGAUCCAUCUGUAAAACUGGGGCGACAAAAUGAUCUAAUCUGAGCUCAGUUUGUGAAAAUUACUUUUACUUGGGUGGGUUUAGUUUUGAGAUUUAUUUUUAUUAUUUUUAAAUUUGUCUCUGUGUGUGUGUGUGUGUGUAGGUAUGCCAUAUGAGUGCAGGGGUCUGUAGAGGCCAGAGAUGUCAAAUUCCUUUG
Molecule: messenger RNA, 12713 nt
Organism: Peromyscus californicus insignis
Lineage: Eukaryota; Metazoa; Chordata; Mammalia; Rodentia; Cricetidae
Product: olfactory receptor 2A12-like
Exons: 1
Coding region: 11109-12056 (315 amino acids)
Biological process (GO): G protein-coupled receptor signaling pathway
Cellular component (GO): membrane
Molecular function (GO): G protein-coupled receptor activity; olfactory receptor activity
Source: RefSeq, a predicted model, not a curated record